AUGGCCGAAAUUAGAGAGAAAACACCUCUAGAGACCACACUGACGCCAGAAACGGAGCAUGAUUUAGUCCGGAAAAGAAAAUCAAAGUCGCCAUCUCUCGCGGUGGAGACUAAGCGUGCAAAAGAUGAAGAUGUGGAAUCCAACGAAGAUAUAGCAAAACAGUACAAAAGGUUCAAAGCGGCUCCCAAGUACAAUCUUAACUCAGAGGAAGUGUAUUGUAUAUGCCGCAAGCCGGAUCAUGGUGGUGAACUUAUGGUGGGUUGCGAUGGAUGUGAAGAGUGGUUCCAUUUUAAGUGUAUGAAGAUUAAUUCACAGUACAAGCAUCUCAUUGAUAAGUUUUAUUGCAAAUUUUGCCAGUGGAAGGGUGUGGGGUCCAUGCUUUGGAAUCGAAAAUGCCGUAUGCCUGGAUGCUUCCAGCCUAUAAGAAAGGCGGAAAAAUCCAAGUACUGUUCUGAGGAAUGUGGAAGAAGAUAUCUCCAAGGCAAACUUCAAGGGUCAGAAGUGUUGACGCCACAACACAUCAAAUUCGUGCUUACAUAUAUCAACACGUACGAUGAUUUAAUUAAGAUGGGUGUGGAAUUUCCUGAGCUCCCAGAAGUCCUGCCGCUUGAUAUGGAAAAGCUUCCAUUGCAUAUACGAAAUGAACUUGUUGAAAAUGCAUCUAAAGUGGAUAAAGUUCAAUCCGAACACAGUUUGGUUACCGCUCGCGAGCUGUUCCUUCCGAUCAUCAAAGAGAAGAUUCGUAUCAUUAACGAGAGACUCCAGAACACCGUAGAACCCGUGGAAGAGGAGUCAGCAAAGAAAAAGAAGAAAAAGGGCUCGAAAACCAAAAAGGUUGAUUUAUGUUGUUUCGAUAAACGUCUUGAUGAUCUUCUUACAAAAGAAGAGUACGAAAAGAUGAUACAGAGUGAUAAUAUCUAUGAGACAUUCAAGGACGAGAUUGAUGAGAUCGUGCAUGCGUACAACAAUCAAGACAACAUAAGCUAUAACGGAUCUAUGUGUUUACAGGAUCGGCGAAAGUGUUUGCGCCAUAACGGUUGGUUUGGCCUUUUAACAGACCAGGUAUGGAAGAGGCGGACAGAAUUAGAAAAUGCCUUGCAAAAAUUGGAAGAAGAAAAGUUUGAAACUUUACGUGCCUACAGUAUCCUGAGAUACGAAGAAGAUAAAUGA
Molecule: messenger RNA, 1170 nt
Organism: Clavispora lusitaniae ATCC 42720
Lineage: Eukaryota; Fungi; Ascomycota; Pichiomycetes; Serinales; Metschnikowiaceae
Gene: SPP1
Product: Spp1p
Cellular component (GO): Set1C/COMPASS complex
Source: RefSeq, a predicted model, not a curated record